Branchiostoma belcheri (Belcher's lancelet) is the source of this 2077-nucleotide messenger RNA. RefSeq lists its product as uncharacterized. Gene Ontology annotation, molecular function: sialyltransferase activity. The transcript has 6 exons. The record is from RefSeq and is a predicted model, not a curated record. Lineage: Eukaryota; Metazoa; Chordata; Leptocardii; Amphioxiformes; Branchiostomatidae. The coding region runs from base 1 to 1899 and encodes 632 amino acids.
AUGAACUGUUCAAGGAACGAAACGCCGCGUAAUUCUACAUUAAGAGAAAAAUUGCUGUGUUCGCUCGAGAAAAAUGUUCCGUUUUCAACUAUAACAAGAGAACAGGCGUCCAAAGAUGGAAACGCCACCAUACUGCCGGAGGAGAGUCUGGAGAAGUUGGUGCACUUUAACUCGUGCGCAGUCGUCAGUAGUAGCCACGGCCUCAGGCUUCACACGUACGGACAGGAGAUAGAUAGCCACGACGCCGUGCUAAGGUUCAACUGCGCUCCCACGCACAAAUUUGAGCAGUUCGUCGGAAACCGGACGGACAUUCGUCUCAUCAACACAAAAAUUCCACAAACAACUUGCAAGAAGGAAUUCUGGAGCGAGAACAGCCCCAUGUUCACACAUGGAACCAUAGUUAUCAGGAACGCGAAUGCAAUCAACGUGGAAGAACACAAAAUCAACGCCAAACGUGACCAAUUCCACAGUUUUGCCAACUGGAUCAAAUGUAGCAAGAGGUACCCAAACAGGAGUCUGCCUUUCAUACAGAGACCUGGUUUUGGAAAUGCCAUGAGAGCGGAAUUGGCGCGGUUCUGCAAAGCUACAGGGAUGUGUAAGUACAAGCUAAGAGGACCUCCAACUACAGGCAUGCUUGGUGUUGUGAUGAUGCUGCACCUCUGCGACUGGGUCCGUGUCUACGAGAUCGUUCCCUCCAACAAGGACGACACCAGACUCAUGUAUUACUACAGUGAAAGGGCAAUGUGGUCCUCCAAACAUAUCUCUCUUUCUUGGCACUCGUACAGCCAAGAAAGGGCUUACUUCAGAACUUUGUCACUGACUCCUGAGAAAGACAUAAACGAAACAGGCGUGGUGCUGCUGAAGGGGUUUUCACAGACUCAAUCUCUGAAGCGAGUUGGUGACCGGUUUGAAAUACAGGAAAUCAGCGGAAGUGUCAUGGAAAAAAAGAUCCUGCCAUUUCUCGGCACUGUACUGUGUGUUUGUGUGAUGAUGAGUGUCAACUCUAUAACAACCAGGUCUGUGUUUAUAAUCUACGCACCUGCCUAUAGACCCAAGCCACUCAAUGAAAUAAUACGGUGUGCACUGAAGAAGAACGUUCCGUUCUCAACUAUAACAAGAAAACAGGCUUCCAAAGAUGGAAACGCCACCAUACUGCCGGAGGAGAGUCUGGAGAAGUUGGUGCACUUUAACUCGUGCGCAGUCGUCAGUAGUAGCCACGGCCUCAGGCUUCACAAGUACGGGAAGGAGAUAGACAGCCACGAUGCCGUGCUUAGAUUCAACUGCGCUCCAACGCAGGGAUUCGAGCAGUUCGUCGGAAACCGGACGGACAUUCGUCUCGUCAACACACAGAUUCCGGGACGGUACUUCAAGAAGGAUUUCUGGAGCAAAAACAGCAACAUGUUCAGACAUGAAGCCAUAGUUGUUAGGAACAUGGACGCCAUCAGUGUGAAAGGAGAAAAGAUCGACACCAAACACGACCAGUUCCACGUUUUUAACAACUUGGUCAAAUACAGGAAAAUGUAUCCAGAAAGGGAUUUGCAUUUCAUACAGAGACCUGACUUAGGAAAUGAUAUAAGGACGGAACUGAGGUGGUUCUGCACCACUACAGGAAUGUGUAACAAGACAAUUAUGAGUCCAAGUUCGGGCAUGUUUGGUGUUGUGAUGAUGCUGCACCUCUGCGACUGGGUCCGUGUCUACGAGAUCGUUCCCUCCAACAAGGACCGCACCAGACUCAGGUACUACUACGAUGAAAAGGCUUUGGUGCCCAAACACUUCAUCUACCACUCGUACAUCAACGAAAGGAUUUACCUCAGGACUUUGUCGCUGACUCCUGAGAAAGACAUAAACGAAACGGGCGUGGUGCUGCUGAAGGGGUUUUCACAGACUCAAUGCGACUGAUACUAUAUAUAUUGUUAGACAAAACUUAUGAAUUCAGCUUGGGUUUGACUAUAUACUUAAUGUAAGCAGGCUGUGUCUUCAGGGCUCUAAUAGCUUCCCCCCGCCCAGUGCAAUAGCCGCUCCGGCAGGAGUGAUACGCUACUAGAGAUGGUAUGCUUGGGGGUUUGAUUUGCCCCAA